Molecule: messenger RNA, 1016 nt
Organism: Emiliania huxleyi CCMP1516
Lineage: Eukaryota; Haptophyta; Isochrysidales; Noelaerhabdaceae
Exons: 5
Coding region: 189-1016 (275 amino acids)
Source: RefSeq, a predicted model, not a curated record
UCUUUUAAAAAUAAAUAAAUAAAACGGACACACCAAACAAGGGGUGGGAGACGCGACAGGGUCCCCACCUGCACGAGCAGGAUCUUGUAAGGACGAUCAGGGACACAGGGGAACGGGAGCGGGGCACGCCAGAGAAUAAAUUCUUUUUGGAUUUUGGCGGCGCGUCCUUGUUGGCUUACUUGUCAGCGAUGCAGAGUGUCCCCACCGUCGAGCCUGGCGAGCCGAUGCUCCGCGCCAGCCGCGGCUCGCGAGCCCUCCGCAUUGCGCCAAUGCUCGCGCUGCUCGUCGGAGCCGGUCUCUUCUUCUCGCGCCCGGCCGAGCCGCCGCCGUCCGACAUCAAGCUGGCUAUUGGCAAGCCGUUUGUCCAGGGUAUCAUCUCGCUCUUCGACAUGAAGGUGGACAACAUAUUGCUUCAGAAGCCCGAGUCGCAGUGGUCCCACUUCGCCGUCGGCAUGCUCGCCUUUGACCUCCUCAUCGACAUCCACAUGGCGCGCGGCUGCCCCGCGCCCCGCCCCGCGUAUCACUCUCGCCUCUGCGUCCGCCGCGAUGUUGCGACCGCCUAUCCGGGGCCUGUUGUGCACGAGGAUGAGUUCACAGUCGAGCUCUUCUCCGUCGUGACUGAGCGGCCCGCGGCCGAGUCGCUCGGCGUCAAGUUCGCGGAGGUGAACACCGAGGCCGGUUUCUCGCUGGGCAAGGGCGAGUCUGAGUGGUUCGCCGUGCAGGGCUUUCUCUCGGUGCCCGAGCGGGAGUAUGACCUCGUCAAGACCGCCGACGUGCUCAACCACUUCCUCACCUCCCGCCCGACGCCGCUCAUCGCCUCCAUCGCCGGGUCGUCGCAGCCUUUCUUCUCCGCCGCCGCUAAGGGCACCUCCGCCCCCCCGACGGAGGGACGAGAGGAUGAUGGGAGCAGGGGGGGAGUCUCUCUGCCGCAGCUCACCCUCGAGCAGGCGACCCGAGGGAGCCAAACAACUAGUGAGGGGGAGGGAGGGGGAGGGAGUGGGAGUGAGUGGGAGUGA